UUUAAUGUGCAUGUAUAGUACUUGUCUACUGGCACUCCAUUACACUACGCUGUUGAGCAUUGUAAAGGUGAUCAUGUAACUGACAUUAUCAAGUUAUUAAUAACUAAAGGAAAUGCUGAUGUGAAUGCUGGAAAUAAGUGGAGCAGAACUUCAUUGUUUGGUGCUAUUAAGAAUCGUAACAAAGAAGCUGCUGAUAUUCUAUUAACUAAUGGAGCUAAAACUGAUGUUAUGGGGUAUAAUGAAACUCCAUUACACUAUGCUUGUCGUUUUUGUGAAGCUGAUAUUAUCAAAUUAAUAAUAACUAAAGGAAAGGCUGAUGUGAAUGCUGUGGAUAAGGAGAACAGAACUCCAUUGUUUCAUGUUGUUAAGUGGAGUAGUGAAAUUGUUAAUAUUCUAUUAACUAAUGGAGCUAAAACUGAUGUUGUGAAUAAUUUUGGUAACACUCCUCUGUUACUAGCAAUUGAAAAAGGUAGAUCAACUGAAGUUAUCAAAUUAUUGAUUACUAAAGGAAAAGCUGAUGUGACUGCUGUUUGUGAGAAAUAUCAUAUCAAUUCUAAGCUAUCUAGAUCUGAAAUUGCUGAGUUAUUGAUCACUAAGAUGCCAAAGCUUCAUUCACCUGAAUCAAAUAGGAGUAGUGAAGAAGAGAACAUACCCUUGGAACCUUUAGAAUUGGAGAAUGUGGAAUCCCGUCAGACCAAACCAAUGUCCUCUCCAUGGCUGGACAGGCAAGAGAUGUCAACAAGCCCAUUGUACUAUCAUGAUGAGACGUCAGCUGAGCUACAGCAGACUCAUGACAGGGCACCAUACAGGCCUGAAAAGACUACUGCAGUAAGAGUAAUGAUUCAAAAUUUUGCACACACAUGUAUUACAUGUACUUUCAACAGGGACAGAGAGAAGUAA
Molecule: messenger RNA, 900 nt
Organism: Amphimedon queenslandica
Lineage: Eukaryota; Metazoa; Porifera; Demospongiae; Haplosclerida; Niphatidae
Product: serine/threonine-protein phosphatase 6 regulatory ankyrin repeat subunit C-like
Exons: 9
Coding region: 229-900 (223 amino acids)
Molecular function (GO): protein binding
Source: RefSeq, a predicted model, not a curated record